AUGGGAGAAGAACAAGAGAACAUUCCACCGUCCUCAUCCCCCGCCUCGCGCCUCCCGGCCCCAGCGAGAGCAACAGGCAUCCCACUGCCAAACGGCAAGCCACUGGCUGCCUCAACAACUGUCGCGGCCAAGCGAAAGUCACCCGCUGAUGACCUGCCGCCAGCCAAGCGGCUAUCUGGUGGACCUGUUACGGGCAUCAAGCAGCCCGUAAAAGCAGCCCGACCAGCUCCGUCGGGCAGUCGUCCCGAAACACGAAGCAGCAGUAGGACUGGGAUGCGUCCCACGACCGUGGCGACGAGGACAGCUGCCACGCGAACAGCUGCCCCUGCCCGACCGCCCGCUACCCGUGCGCCCGUCUCUCGCGCGCCAGUCACCAAGCCUGCAGCCAAACCUGCACCAGCUGUUAAGCCGGCCGUUGCUGCCAAGCCACGGCCAGGUGUGACUACGGCCGCUGUGCGGCGACCAGGAGUGGCGGGCCGCCCAGUUGCCCGUGGAUCCGCUAGCUCCAGCCAAUCUAGCCAUGACGAUCCCGACAAGUUGCGCGAGUACAUGGGUGACUUUGGCAAAACGAUAACAGACAACAUCCAGGCACUGCUUGAACAGGAACGUGAGCGGAUGUCGGUAUUGCAGCAUAACCGCACCGAAAUGCAGACGACGCUCCUAACCGCUCAGAACCAGGAGAAGGAGGCGCGACGUGCGCUAGCGAACGCGAGCGAGGAACAGGAGGCGAUCCUGGCGCGGCAUGCUCGUGAGGUAGAGGACCUCGAGCGCCACCUUGAGAGGCGAGAGCGUGAGAAGCGCAACCUCGAGGACGAGCUCGCACGCAAUCUCGAAGAGCUGGGCCAUGAGCGCGCCGUCGCACGAGAGUUGCGGACCGAGCUCGCCGAGCAGUCCAAACGACACAUGGGGCUGAACGCGCAGCUCAUUGCCGCUCAGGCACAGGGGACGCUCCUCCAGGUCGAGGUUGACCGUGCCGAGAUCGCUGUUAGCGCGUCCAAGGCUGAAGCUGAGGAAUAUCGCAAGCGGUGCGACGAGGCAGACCUGGGCGCUGAGGAGCGGAUUCGUCUCGCGCAAGCCGAGUGUGAUCGCCGCGUCGCCGAGAUCGAGGACGAGUUACGUGCGGCCGAGACGAUCCGCCGCAAACUCCAUAACCAGGUACAGGAGCUCAAGGGCAACAUCCGCGUGUUUGCACGUGUCCGUCCAGCCCUUGACCACGAGCGGAGCGCGCCCGAUGGUCUCGCAGACAUUGCGUACUGCGAUGAGCGUGUGGCUGCCGAGACUGGCCAGAGCCACCUCACCGUGCGGUCGCGGAGCGAGAGUGCCAUGGGCAAGGAGCGCGAGCAAGCGCUCACGUUCAACUUUGACAAGGUGUUCCAGCCAAAGCACGGUCAGCGUGAGGUGUUUGAGGAGAUCUCGAUGCUCGCCCAGAGCGUCCUCGACGGCUAUAACGUGUGCAUCUUCGCCUACGGACAGACUGGAUCGGGCAAGUCGUGGACCAUGGAGGGCGCCAAUGGCCUGCAUGCAGGUAUGAUCCCGCGAGCGAUCGACAUGAUCUUUGCCGAGAGUGCCAAGCUCCAGGACCGCGGGUGGAAGUACAGUAUGGAGGGCUCGUUUCUGGAGGUAUACAAUGACGAGAUCAACGACCUCUUGGGAAGCGGGCAGUUUGACACGAAGAAGCACGAGAUCAAGAUCGACCGGGACAAGAUGACCGUCACGGAAACUGUCGCCUUACCCCUCGCGAACCCACAGCAGGUCUCCACUCUCCUUGAGAAGGCUCGCUCUCGCCGCGCCGUAGCCGCAACACUUAUGAACGAGCGCUCCUCGCGUUCCCACUCGGUCUUUGCACUCAAAGUGCGCGGCUGGAACGACUCCACAGGCGAGGAAAGCGAGGGCAUCCUCAACCUUGUCGACCUGGCCGGUUCUGAACGACUCGCCUCCAGCGGAGCGGACAAGGACGCCGUGCGCCUCAAAGAGACAAUCAACAUCAACAAGAGCCUGAGUGCUCUCGCCGACGUCAUUUCGGCUCUUGGACAGGGGACUGGCGCGGCACACGUGCCGUACCGCAACUCAACGCUUACCCGCCUCCUGCAGACUAGUUUGAGCGGGAGUAGUAAGACACUCAUGCUGUGUAAUCUCUCCCCGCUCGCUGCUCAUCUCGGCGAGACGGUUUGCUCGCUCAGGUUUGCGACCAAGGUGAAUUCGACGCCGGCGGGGACGGCACGGCGCAACCUCAAGUAA
Cutaneotrichosporon cavernicola is the source of this 2238-nucleotide messenger RNA. RefSeq lists its product as uncharacterized. The transcript is spliced from 7 exons. The record is from RefSeq and is a predicted model, not a curated record. Gene Ontology annotation, molecular function: microtubule binding; microtubule motor activity; ATP binding. NCBI's taxonomy places the organism in Eukaryota, Fungi, Basidiomycota, Tremellomycetes, Trichosporonales, Trichosporonaceae. Gene Ontology annotation, biological process: microtubule-based movement. Bases 1 to 2238 code for a protein of 745 amino acids. Gene Ontology annotation, cellular component: microtubule cytoskeleton.